AUGCCAUCAAUUGUCCAGGGAUCUGCUGCCUACAAGAAGAAAGAUGGCACAUUGAAUAUAACGGAAGAUCAAAAAUCUAUUGUAUGGAAACCCCUUGGCGCCCAAAGCAACGAAAAGAUGGUAGUAAUUGCCGUUACUGAUAUCACAAAUCUUCAACAGACGCCCGAAUCCGCAGCCAAGGCAAUGUUACGUAUAAUAGAAAAACCACCGACUUCAACUGAGUCUAUCACUCAUCAGUUUCAUUUCAAUUCGCCGAAAAACCCUCGGGUUGAAGCAAACUCCAUUAAAGAUGUUCUUACUGUUUUAAUCAGUGCCAUAAAAGCUAAAGAAGCUAACAUUUUAAAACCCAACACAUCAGACUCUUCAUCACUGGGCUUAGUAUCUUCGAGCGUUACGGGAUUCAAGACAGCCACUGCAGUGAUGUUUGAUGAUGCUCACCUGAAAGCUAAUAUAGAAUUGCAGCAGUCUGUCAUGAAAAUUGAUCCAUCUCUACAUCGUACUUAUAUGGAAUCACGGAGCAACAAACCUGAUUCAAUAUCAGAUUCUCAGUUUAAUUCUCAAUUUUGGUCGACGCGAACACAUUUGCUUCGAGCUCAUGCAAUUGAGUUACGUCAAAAAAGAGGCGCAUAUAACGUUUUAUCUGCGGUAAAGCCACGACAGGUCGACGGAGAGCUUAAGAUGAAUAUCAGCUCGGAACAGGUUCAGCUCAUUUUCAGCCAGCAUCCACUCGUCAAACAUGUUUAUGAUGAAAAUGUUCCCAAGCUAAACGAAAUGGAGUUCUGGUCACGAUUUUUCUUAAGUAGACUUUUUAAGAAGUUAAAAGGCGAGAGAAUACUGGAAGGUGACGUCAAAGACCCUGUUUUUGACAGGUAUAUGGACGCAAACAAUGAUAGUGAAAUAAAUAUUAAGAAAUUCUCCGAGAAUGUACCUCAUAUAAUAGAUUUAGCUGGAAAUGAAGAGAACCAGGGUGGAAGCAAGGGUGGAAACAGGAAAGAUUUUACAAUGCGUCCUGCGUCAGCAGCUAAGGUACCCAUAAUACGUACCCUCAAUAGCCUGAGUGAGAAAAUAAUGGCUCAUGUCGCGCCAUCAGAUAUAGAUCCAUCAGCCCCUAUUGGUAUGGAUGAAGAGACUUUCAGUCUUUUAGCGCUUCGAGACUUGCAAGGAAAUGAAGCGGAAAAUAAGAUUGUGCUCAAUAUAAAAGAACAAAGCAGAUUCUUUUCCGACGGGAAGGGCUCGUUAUCAUCAGAGGCUGAGGCUUACGCACAGCAGAUUCCCUCUGAGAUAUUAGCAAGUCUACUCACGGAUGUAAAUUCUUCUGUUAUGAACAGUGAGGCUGGGUGCUUAGACUUAAGUUUAGCGAUAGGUGUGAGAGAAGACAGUGAUACCGAGGAUGAAAGCGAAGAACAAUAUCAUGUUGGCAGUAGAUUAAGCCUCUUAGAUGCUCAAAAUCAAGUACUAGAAGCCAUCAAGACCCGACGGCAAGAAACUGAUGGCUCAGGAGCUCAAACUUCGUCGCUGGGCCUCUCGCAACAAAUUCUUGACAGGCUUAUUUUGACCCAUGCAACUACGAUAGAGUUCGUUCACCAUUUCUGGGCCCUCUUCCUUUCCGGGGACUCAGAGCGUGCUGGUGAGCUAGCGAAGCUGGUUGAGACACUCGAGAAAGCUGUAGACAGAAUCGACGCAGUGGCUAAUGAUGCAGAACAGGAGAGGCAUGAAAUUAUAGCUAAACAAAAGCAUCAUAUCAAAGAAGUGUAUAAAGCUAGCGGGAGAAAAAUCCAGUGGAGUGCUACUUCCGUACUUGGUGGUUCAAGCGUUGUAAAAGCUGUCGUAGAGCCCACAAUUAAAGCAAUUCAGAAGGCGGUGAGAGAAUACAAGAAAGCUCUAGAGACCGAAAUGACCGAAGCGCUAUCGAUACCAAGUUAG
Molecule: messenger RNA, 1923 nt
Organism: Blumeria graminis f. sp. triticale
Lineage: Eukaryota; Fungi; Ascomycota; Leotiomycetes; Helotiales; Erysiphaceae
Source: the annotation of a GenBank genome assembly